UUGCUUUCCAUCAUGGCUAUCACACAGUUUCGGUUAUUUAAAGUUUGUACUUGCCUAGCAACAGUAUUCUCAUUCCUAAAGAGGUUAAUAUGCAGAUCUGGUAGAGGACGGAAAUUAAGUGGAGACCAAAUAACUUUGCCAACUACAGUUGAUUAUUCAUCAGUUCCCAAACAGACAGAUGUGGAAGAGUGGACUUCCUGGGAUGAGGAUGCACCCACAAGUGUCAAGAUUGAAGGAGGAAAUGGGAAUGUGGCAACACAACAAAAUGCUUUAGAACAACUGGAGCCUGACUAUUUUAAGGACAUGACACCAACUAUAAGGAAAACCCAGAAGAUCAUCAUUAAGAAGCGAGAACCAUUAAAUUUUGGCGUCCCAGAUGGUAGCACAGGCUUCUCUAGUAGACUAGCAGCUACACAAGAUAUGCCUUUCAUACAUCAAUCUCCUGAAUUGGGUGACUUAGAUACCUGGCAGGAAAACACCAAUGCUUGGGAAGAAGAAGAAGAUGCGGCCUGGCAAGCUGAAGAAGUUCUGAGGCAGCAGAAGAUAGCAGACAGAGAAAAGAGAGCAGCAGAACAACAAAGGAAGAAAAUGGAAAAGGAAGCCCAGCGGCUAAUGAAGAAGGAACAAAAUAAAAUUGGUGUGAAGCUUUCAUAACAACUGUUCUUCAGAUGUCAUAGUGCCAGUGGGAGAAAUGCAAGCUCUGCAACCCAAGCAGCAUUUAUAUGGAGCCAAGAGUAUUUUCAGAAUACAAAUACCCUGCUUGAUUUUAAUGCAUUCAUCAGGCAGCCAGGCCACCGGGAUUCUCUCAAAGCCCCCUGAACUCUUAGUGAUUGAGACUCAGAGAACAAAAAAGACUUAUGAGACAAUAUUUUCUUCAACGUGUUCCAAGUGUACGACAAUUGUUUGUUGUAGAGAAAUUAUUACAAAUGGAAUUUAUCAGUACCUCUUCAAGCUAGUGUUUCUAGCUAAUUCAAUGGGUGUAAAUAAUUCUAUGAUGGGAAAGAAUUCUGCUGUCUAUAGUGCUUUCCUUCAAUGUGCAUAAUGUUAAAAUAAAUAAUUUUAAAUAUUCGUUUGUUUCCAUGAUUACCUAACCUAAAUCAGACAGACUUGCAGGGCUUUAACUUCUUAUAUUUGUUGUCAGAAG
Molecule: messenger RNA, 1144 nt
Organism: Budorcas taxicolor (takin)
Lineage: Eukaryota; Metazoa; Chordata; Mammalia; Artiodactyla; Bovidae
Gene: EBAG9
Product: estrogen receptor binding site associated antigen 9
Exons: 6
Coding region: 13-654 (213 amino acids)
Cellular component (GO): secretory granule
Source: RefSeq, a predicted model, not a curated record